Molecule: messenger RNA, 1584 nt
Organism: Lepus europaeus (European hare)
Lineage: Eukaryota; Metazoa; Chordata; Mammalia; Lagomorpha; Leporidae
Gene: KRT79
Product: keratin 79
Exons: 9
Coding region: 1-1584 (527 amino acids)
Biological process (GO): keratinization; intermediate filament organization
Cellular component (GO): keratin filament
Molecular function (GO): structural constituent of skin epidermis
Source: RefSeq, a predicted model, not a curated record
AUGCGGUCCUCAGUGUCUCGGCACGCGUACGCCACCAAGGGGGGCUUCAGCUCCACCUCCGCCAGCGGAGGGGCCGGGGCCCGCACCCACACCAGCUUCAGCUCGGUGACCCUGUCCCGGAGCAGCGGCGGGGGUGCCCGCUGCGGCCCCAGCAAGGGCGGCUUUGGCAGCCGGAGCCUCCAUGACCUGGGCGGCGGCAGAAGCCUCUGGGUCAGUGCGGCCCCGGGGGCCUCCUCGGGCCGGGCUCUGGGAGGCCUUGGCUUUGGCAGUGGGGUCUACGCCGGCCUGGGGGCUGGCAGGCAGAUGUUCGGGCCUGCCUGUCCCCCUGGUGGGAUCCAGGAGGUCACUGUGAACCAGAGCCUGCUGACCCCUCUGCACGUGGAGAUUGACCCUGAGAUCCAGAGAGUGCGCACCCAGGAGAAGGAGCAGAUCAAGACCCUCAACAACAAGUUUGCCUCCUUCAUCGACAAGGUGCGCUUCCUGGAGCAGCAGAAUAAGGUGCUGGAGACCAAGUGGACGCUGCUGCAGGAGCAGGGCCAUGGCUCGGGCGUCAGCAGGAACAGCCUGGAACCCGUCUUUGAGGCCUACGUGGGCAGCCUGCGCAGGCAGCUGGACACCCUCCAAGGGGAGCGCGGGAGGCUGGACUCGGAGCUGAGGAACGUGCAGGACCACGUUGAGGACUUCAAGAACAAGUAUGAGGAGGAAAUCAACAGACGCACGGCUGCGGAGAACGAGUUCGUGGUGCUCAAGAAGGAUGUGGAUGCCGCUUACGUGGGGCGAACAGAUCUGCAGGGCAGAGCCAGCACCCUGACCCAGGAGAUGGACUUCCUGCGGCACGUCUACGACAUGGAGCUGAGCCAAGUGCAGACUCACGUGUCUGAGACCAACGUGGUGCUGUCCAUGGACAACAACCGCUCCCUGGACCUGGACAGCAUCAUCGCCGAGGUCAAGGCCCAGUACGAGCUGAUCGCCCAGAGGAGCCGCGCCGAGGCUGAGGCCUGGUACCAGACCAAGUACGAGGAGCUGCAGGUGACGGCUGGGAAACACGGUGACAGCCUGCGGGACACCAAGAACGAGAUUACGGAGCUCACGCGCACUGUCCAGAGGCUACAGAGUGAGGCGGACGCAGCCAAGAAGCAGUGCCAGCAGCUGCAGGCGGCCAUCGCGGAGGCCGAGCAGCGCGGGGAGGUGGCCCUCAAGGAUGCGCAGAAGAAGCUUGGGGAUCUGGACGUGGCCCUGCACCAGGCCAAGGAGGACCUGGCCCGGCUCCUGCGCGACUACCAGGCCCUUCUGAGCGUGAAGCUGGCGCUGGACGUGGAGAUCGCCACCUACCGCAAGCUGCUGGAGAGCGAGGAGAGCAGGAUGUCCGGAGAAUGCCCCAGCGCGGUCAGCAUCUCGGUGACCGGCAGCUCCACCACCACGUGCGGCGGCGGCGGCUUCUCCCUGGGUGGGGGCGGGGGCGCCAGCAAGGGCGGGGCCAGCACGAGCCUGGGCUACGGCACCGUCAAGGGAGGGGCCGUCUCUGGGGGCUCCUCCAUCCUGCGCAAGACCACCACGGUGAAGACGGGCAGCAGGAGGUACUAG